ACGCGUAUGUAGCUUUUUAUACUCUUUCAUAUUCACAAACCAUCCCACCUCUUCGCCCAAAUAGACCAAUUGACCACACAUAUCAAAUGAUCUAAAACUUCCCCAAAUAAUUCGUCCCACCACACCAACUACCAUCCUCACAAACAAACCAACACCAUGCCCCUCCUAACCCGACGCGACCGGGACCUACACCGGGGCAUACGCGAGAGCACAAUCGCCUCAACCGCCACUCUCGGCCGCCAUACCUUAGAACGCGACAUCCCAAACCCACCACCCGCCGAACUUCCCCCCUACGAACCCCUAGCCUGCCCUCUAAGCGACUCAGCCAUCCGCACCCUAGCCCAACUCUGCGCCGACGGGCACACGCGAAAGUACGAAGAGCAACUAAGCAAAUCCCUCGAGCUCCUAAGCGGCAGCGUACGGGACCUCAACGAUCGUUUCUCGGAGCGCAAAGAGACUCUGCAAAGCCUGCAAGCUAAGCGGAUCGAGCGAAACGGUGAAAAUAGUAAUGAUACAAAAAGCGACCGUGAACAUGCGGUGGAAAGAGCCGUAUUAGAGUUACAGAAAGACGUCCCACUCUUGACCGAAGAAUGCGAUCUCGCGGUGCGCAGCGUGAUUGAUCUCAAAGUCGAGCUCGAGGAUAACAAUACCGCGAUGCGAGAUGUAGCGCAGAGAAUUGAGCGUGAAGCAGAAGCCAGAACGAGGCGCCGGAGACCGAGUCGGAGGAAUAGGGAUCCUGAUGCUGAGGACGAGACUCAGAAUAUGGACCAGGAUGAAGAUAUGGAUGACGCGGAGAUCGUGGGUCCGGUGGAUUUACUCAAGAAGGCGAAGCAAGAUGCGGCGGCUGAGUAUGCAAGCAAGAGCUUGUAUGAGAAGUACGCGGUCAACAAUGAUUAUAUCGACUUCAAGCGUCUGUGGCAUGACGCUGUACAUGGCGCUGAUGGCAAGCCGCUACCUGAUGCCACUAAGUGGUUUUCACAGAACGGAGCGAAUGGCGAGAUGGAAGAUGACGAAGAUGAGGAUUUGAUUGUGGCAGAGGAGCAUCUUGAUAUUCACUGCCCGCUCUCCAUGGUUGUCAUGCAGAACCCGUACACGAGUACUAAAUGCAAGCACACUUUCGAGAAGGAGUCUAUUGUCCAGUUCCUGCGAACUAAGCCCGGUGGAAAGGCGCGAUGUCCGCAGACGGGAUGUAACAAGGAAGUAUCAAUGGCGAAUUUCCAACCUGAUCCCGUUAUGCUUCGUAGAAUCAAACGACAACAAGUCGCGCAACGUGCUGGUAUGGAUGAUGACGAUGAGGAUGAGACUCUUGACGGUGAUGGUGAUUUGGAGAUGAGGAUAACGCAGAGCUCGCACCGCAAGGUUAAGCAGGAAGGGCGAGAUAGGGGACGUCGAUUGAUUGAGGAUAUAGUAGAUGAUGAUGAAGAGGCGUAGCUUGCCUAUGACGGGCUUCUAGGGACACAUUGAUUCUGUUGGCGUUACGGAUGGAAGUACAAGGAGCAUACUCAGGGUGACUCGAGCUUACGUCUACGAGACGAGGUACUAUUAAUCAUGAAUAAUGACGUUCUGACUAAGUUUAUGGUAUCGCCACAUCGUUGCGGAGUAGUUUUGCACUCUUGUAGUUCAAUCACUAACCCUAACCAUCUGCGCAGUAUUGCCGACUUCAAAAUAUACCAGACUAUACUAGUACAAAUACAUUCAAAUACGAGGACCUACAACUCUCACCAGCGAAGCUAAAACCUAAG
Molecule: messenger RNA, 1742 nt
Organism: Hypoxylon trugodes
Lineage: Eukaryota; Fungi; Ascomycota; Sordariomycetes; Xylariales; Hypoxylaceae
Product: zinc-finger of the MIZ type in Nse subunit-domain-containing protein
Exons: 2
Coding region: 157-1431 (424 amino acids)
Biological process (GO): protein sumoylation; double-strand break repair via homologous recombination
Cellular component (GO): Smc5-Smc6 complex; nucleus
Molecular function (GO): zinc ion binding; SUMO ligase activity
Source: RefSeq, a predicted model, not a curated record